Molecule: messenger RNA, 4522 nt
Organism: Hemicordylus capensis (graceful crag lizard)
Lineage: Eukaryota; Metazoa; Chordata; Lepidosauria; Squamata; Cordylidae
Exons: 14
Coding region: 24-3719 (1231 amino acids)
Biological process (GO): SCF-dependent proteasomal ubiquitin-dependent protein catabolic process
Cellular component (GO): SCF ubiquitin ligase complex
Molecular function (GO): protein binding
Source: RefSeq, a predicted model, not a curated record
AUUUAGCUUUCUGUGGAAGGACAAUGGUUGGCUCAUUUGAUAAUAAUAGCCCCAAUUUGGCCAACCCCAGAGGUUCCCCAUUACAUUCAGUAUCUAAUAUUAAAAUUGACCUUCAGCAGCCCAGUGAUACAAUAAAUGGGGGGGAAAGACUCUCUGGAAUAAAGCAUCCAAGAGUGCAGCAAAAACCAAGAACUACAGAUGAGCACACAUGUAGAAAAUAUUUGAGCAAUGCUUAUGUUUCAAAAUUAGAUAAUAAACUACUUGAGGGUGUUGGUGUUCCUGAGACACAGAAACUCAAACAUGUUGUAAGCUGGGCAGAAUUGUUUCUUAAUAAAUCUUCUGUUAGAGAUGGCAUGCAAGAAAGUUCACAGUCAGCUGGAGACAUCAUGCAAGGAAGUUCAAAGUCAGUUCACAUCCUAGAUCAGGACACUGAAAAGGAGAUAAUCCAAACCAGCGAAGAUCUUCAGCUUUUACAGGCAAAUGUUUUCACUGGAUCAAUCCCUUUUGUGCCCUUUGAAAAUAGCUCAGAGCAUGCUGCAAGAUGGUCCCCUCCUACUUCUUUGAUUAGUAAUAUAUUAUCUUCUACAAGCAAGAGUUUAUGCCUUACUCAGAUAACCAAACAUGAGAGGGAAGAAAAGGAUAUUGUGGUCUCCACCAACAUUUCAGGAGAAUGUGAAGCAGAUGACCACAUGCACCACAGCACAAGAAAUGUCAGUUUUCAGAAAUCUCAAAUUGCAUGCCAGGCAAAUGAUUCAUGUACAACUGCAAUAGGCUUGAAUGAAAGUGAAAAUUAUUUCUGGGCUCCUCUCAAUGACAGUUCAGAUGAAGAAUUGCCAGAUGUGAAGGCAAUGAAUACAUCAUCACCAUAUACAAAGGAACACAAAGGUUCUCUUGACAGUAGUAGCUUUUUUCAGCCAGAAAACAUGAAAUGUUUCAGUUUAUCAGAGCUGGGAGGCAGACUUCCCUCUGUAAGAAAGACUGACAGCUGUGAAAAGUGGAAUCCAGGAACAGAAAAUAUCUUGGAGAUCAAAGAACAUAAGUGCAAAGAUUUCAUAUGGACUGUAAAACCUGACAGGUCCAGUGGGACCAACAAUACUGCAGAAAGCACCACUGAACAGACUACAAACAGAGACAUCUCUUUGGAUCCUGUGACAGAGGUAAGGAAAGAUGCAUCGAGGGACAGGCUGUUAGAUGCUGAGCCUCUAAAGGAAGAUGAUGAACCUAAGAAAGAAAGAAAUGAACCUAAAUCAGAACAUAUGCUAGGGAGGGGUAAGAUUUUUGAAGAGUGGAAAUGUGCUGAAGAAGAACAAGUAGAUGGUGUGUCUAAUGGAGCCAACUGUGAUGCAGAUCAAAGGGGAAUAGAAUUAAAAUCCAUGAUGAAAGAACCAACUGUACAGACUAGCAGUUUCUGUAAUAAUUCAUUACUGAAACCUUCAGAAAAUAGUACUUUUAAAGUGAGUCCAGAUUGUUUUAAUCUCAGUUACAAAAGUACUAACUUGUGCAUUAAUUGUAACUCUAUUCUAGUAGACAUGUUGCCACAAUUUGAUGAUGACAGUAUACCACAUAAGUCUGAUAUAGUCCAAAGAUAUGUGCAAGAAGAUGUAAGUGAAAAUAUCUCUGAUGAUGUUAUCAAACUGAUAAUGGGUCCCAAAAGUAUUUCAGAAGAGUUCCUUGUCCCAAAAGUAAAUGUUGAUGAUCACAAGAAGCUAUUAUGGAAUGACAAAUUCAUGUCUUUUUCCAACCAUGACAAUAGUGUUUUGGCUAAAUAUUACUUUUACUUAAACUGUCUCAGUGAGACCAAAAGGCUUCAACGUGAAGAUAAAAAGCAUUUGUUCUCUUGUAAAGUAUUCAGAGGAUUUUCUGAAGAUGUAAAAUUUUCUUCAUGCUGUCAUUGUAAGAGUAGUAAUAGCUAUGAGUCUGAGGAUACUGAAAAUAUGAAUAAGGAUUUUGAAGCUUCAGAAGUGAGCUGCCAUAACGAUGAAAGAACUGAGGCUACAAAGCAACAGGGAAGUCAUCCUGAAGAACAGGAGUCAAAGCCUUUGUUUACAAAUAGUUGCCCCAACCCUUCGACUGAUCUUGAAUUGACUAACAAGAGACAAUCAAGAAACUCACACACUUCAAAAGAAAAGAAGGUAUCUGAGACAAGGAGAAUUGGCACAGAUGUGGCCAGGAGGCACUGGGAGAAAGCCAGCAUUGCAUGGUCAUCUUAUGCACAUGGAGAACUGAAGCCAAGAUCACGGUGUUUUCAAAGACCCGCAUCAGCCAAUGAAACCAAAGGGAAGAACUAUAAGGCUUGGAACCUUCCAUCUUCAGGCUGUGUCCCUUUCAAACAGCCCAAAGCAAAUUCCACCUCUGAUGUAACUGUGUCAAAUAAAAAUCAGGAAAAGACAUCUAAUUAUCAGGAAAAAAGAAGUUUUCUUAAAACCACAAAUGCAUGGACACAAUCCAGACAGCAGCAUGAAAGUGCCUUUCAAGGUUGUAAUGAAAUAAAUUCAAAAAGUAACAGUGACAAUCUCUUGCCAUGGCUGCUUCUUCCUGAUGAAUUAUGGCUCUGUAUCUUCUCCCUGCUGACUCAUAAAGAUAUUUCACGCAUUUCCCAAGUCUGUCACCGCUUUUAUCAGCUUGGAAGGGAUGACUCGUUCUGGAAAGAGAUCCAGCUUACAGACUGUCGCUGCUUAAAUGAUGAUUGGUUGGCCAAUUUAGGGAAUCGUCAUCCCCAGCAUUUCACUCUUGAUCAUUGCCACGAUGAAACCCAGAGAAUUACUGAUGUGGGAUUAAAGCAGUUCUUUCAGCACUGCAAAAGUUCUCUUAAGGAAUUGAACAUAAAAAGCUGCAGUGGUCCUGGACUUAGAGGGGACACAGUUUUACUUCAUGCAAGUGCCUUUUGCAAUCACCUGACAACUGUAGAUGUAAGCUGGACAGGAGCUACUGAUUCAGGACUAAUUGCUCUAAUAAAAGCUUCUUUACGCCUAAAGUGCCUUUCUGCAAAUGGAUGCCAGAUUACAGAUGAUGCAGUCGCUACCUUGGUUGAAAAGCAUGGGAAGAGCCUUGAGAAACUUGAAAUAUUUGGCUGUCAUGCUGUUACUGCCAAGUGCCUGAGAUCUGUUGCUGUGAAGUGUUCAAAUCUAAAGGUACUGAAUAUUGGCAGAGUCCACAAGGUUACUGAGGACUGCUUGGCAAAGGUGGUGAACUCUAUGAGAAAGCUAACUAGUCUCAAUGUUACCGGGCUUAAUAUGGUGAGGGAUUGUGUUGUUCACUUAAUUGUGAAGAAAUGUCCUGACCUGGAAUGUCUGGUCCUCAAUUCCUGCUCUCAAGUAACUGAUAUCAGUUUAAUGGAAAUUAGCACUUACCUACCAACCAUCAGAUAUCUUGAUGUCAGCAGCUGUAAAGAGGUUACCGACGUUGGAAUUCAAGCUUUGGUAGGGAGCUGCUCAAAGCUUGUUUACCUUGAUUUGAGUUUGACAACAACAAGCAGAAGAGGGGUUUGUUUGCUGGCAAGUUUCUGCUUCAGAACCCUGGAAUGUGUGAAGCUUAGUUUCUGCAAAUAUAUCACUCUGGAUGCUAUUCUAAAACUAUGUAAAAACUGCAAAAGACUGAAGAUACUUCAUUUAUAUGGUUGCCGAUUCAUGCCUGAUUUAAAGUCCAUUAAAAAAAUCAAUAAAACUGUUGAAGUGUUUCAUGACUUCUCCGUACCAGCUGCUAAACUGUCAUCUGAAUGAGGAACUCCACCAAAAUAAAACAUGGCUGCAGCGAAGAGAUGCUAGAUCAGUUUGUCUGGUACAUAUAUAUAUAGUUUUAUUAAGUAGGUACAUACAAAUUUGUCUUUGGCAAGAUAUAGGAACCUAUGUUUGCUGAACCUUAACUUAGCUAUUUAUGGCCAAACUAGAUGAGACAAGACGUGCAUCUAGUUUUCACGAACUUUUUUUAAGCAGCUGUGGAGACUGCUUGAUAUGAAUUAGGACUGCAGCACUGGAGGGUAUAUGUUUUUCUUCCAAGGGGAAAUAACAGCUUGAUGGUGCAUGAUGGUGGAUUCUGUUAGGAAAACUGCUUGGGCAGGGAAAGGUUUAUCCCACUUCCACACCACACUCCUGAUCUGAUCAGUCCCCCUCCCCACAGCUAUAUUUUUUUAAAAAGUUUAAGAAGACAGAAAGGCAAUGAAGCAUUUAUUCCAGCAUUUAAACUAAUUUUAAAAGCAUUUAAACUAAUUUUAAAAUGUGUUUAAGCUGCUUUGCAUUGUGUUUUCUUUGUACUUUUUGGUCUGUUAUGAUUUAAUGUGUUAUGUGUUUUUAUUGUAUGUUUUAAUCCUCUGUUGUGAGCCGCCCAGAGAACAAUUUGUUAUGGGGUGGCUAACAAAUAAAGUUUAUUAUUAAUUCUCCUCCUCCUCCUCCUCCUCCUCUCUAUUUAAGCUCUUCAUUGCCAUAUUCAACAUCUGUAGAAUGGGGAGGGAAAAUACCUUCCUAGGUUGCAAGAGAGACAGUUUAGCAUAAUCUGAAAAUAGGUACAAUAAAGUUGUUAAACAUCA